Molecule: messenger RNA, 1323 nt
Organism: Beauveria bassiana ARSEF 2860
Lineage: Eukaryota; Fungi; Ascomycota; Sordariomycetes; Hypocreales; Cordycipitaceae
Product: actin-related protein 3 (ARP3)
Exons: 7
Coding region: 1-1323 (440 amino acids)
Biological process (GO): Arp2/3 complex-mediated actin nucleation
Cellular component (GO): actin cortical patch; Arp2/3 protein complex
Molecular function (GO): actin filament binding
Source: RefSeq, a predicted model, not a curated record
AUGGCGAACCAAACUCCCGCCGUUGUCAUGGACAACGGCACGGGCUUUUCCAAGCUUGGUUUUGCUGGAAAUGAUUCCCCGUCCUUUGUCUUCCCGACUGCCAUUGCGACCAAGGGCCCCGCUGCUGGAGGCGGCGGCUCCGGCUCUGGCCGUCCUGCUGUCGGCAACAAGCCCUCGUUCCUCACGGGAGGCGCUGGCCCUGCCAGUAACCAUCUAAGCUCAAAGCGCGGUACUGAGGAUCUCGAUUUCUUCAUCGGCGACGAGGCAACUAGCGCUGCUGCCGGCCCUGGAUACGGUCUUCACUACCCUAUCCGCCAUGGACAGAUUGAGAAUUGGGACCACAUGGAACGCUUCUGGUCCAACUCCAUCUUCAAAUAUCUGCGCGUCGAGCCCGAGGACCACUACUUCCUCCUCACCGAACCUCCGCUGAACCCCCCAGAGAACCGAGAAAAUACCGCCGAGAUCUUCUUCGAGUCCUUUAACUGCGCGGGCAUGUACAUUGCCGUCCAGGCCGUCCUCGCGCUUGCGGCCUCUUGGACUUCCUCCAAGGUAACCGACCGCUCACUUACCGGUACUGUUAUCGACUCUGGUGACGGUGUCACUCACGUUAUUCCCGUUGCCGAAGGAUACGUCAUCGGAUCUUCGAUCAAGUCCAUCCCCAUCGCUGGCCGAGACAUAACCUACUUUGUGCAGUCGCUACUACGAGAUCGCGGCGAAGCCGACUCAUCCCUCAAAACCGCUCAAGAAAUCAAGGAGUCGUACUGCUACGUCUGUCCCGAUAUCGUCAAGGAGUUUGCCAAGUACGACCGGGAUCGCAGCCGUUUCCUGAAGCACACCGUGUCGCUUCCAGGUGGUCGUCAAGUCGGCGUUGACGUUGGCUAUGAGCGUUUCCUGGCCCCUGAGAUCUUCUUUAACCCUGAAAUCUAUAGCUCCGACUUUCUCACCCCUCUCCCCGUCGUCGUCGAUGGCGUUAUUCAGCAGUCGCCCAUUGACGUGCGCCGCGGCUUGUACAAGAACAUUGUCUUGUCCGGCGGUAGCACUUUGUACAAGGACUUUGGAAGGCGUUUACAAAGAGAUAUCAAGCUCAUGGUGGACGACCGCAUUCGUGCCAGUGAGCUCCGUAGCGGUGGUGCUCGCAGCGGUGGUCUCGACGUGCAGGUCAUUAGCCACAAGCGUCAACGCCACGGACCCUGGUUCGGAGGUAGUCUGCUCGGCCAAACGCCCGAGUUUCGUUCAUACUGCCAUACCAAGGCCGAAUACCAAGAAUACGGCCCCAGCAUUGUGCGCAGAUUCCAGCUCCUCGGCGGUCCAGGAGGCUCCUAA